Messenger RNA from Manihot esculenta (cassava), 1716 nucleotides. RefSeq names its product CMP-sialic acid transporter 4. Gene Ontology annotation, molecular function: pyrimidine nucleotide-sugar transmembrane transporter activity. The transcript is spliced from 16 exons. NCBI's taxonomy places the organism in Eukaryota, Viridiplantae, Streptophyta, Magnoliopsida, Malpighiales, Euphorbiaceae. The coding region runs from base 361 to 1428 and encodes 355 amino acids. Gene Ontology annotation, biological process: pyrimidine nucleotide-sugar transmembrane transport. The record is from RefSeq and is a predicted model, not a curated record. Gene Ontology annotation, cellular component: Golgi membrane.
UUUUCGGAGUAAAAUAGAAUUUAAUAAUAUCAAUACUGAGAAGAAUUCCUCACUCCAGCACUGCUAGCUCCUUGUAUGAUUUUGCUCCGAAUUCUUCUAAAAUCAACAUUUGCAAUUUCAGUUGCAAUUCUUUCUGAAUCUCAUCUGGCUUUCUGAAGAAUUGAAAAAUUGAUUGCGAUUCGAUCGAGUUCAGAGAAAUCAUGGGAAUCUGCAGGAAAUUCAAUGGCGACAUCGCUAAUUUUGAGCAGAAAUAGAAGCUGAAAGGGGCCAAAAGGAAUAGGAACUUUGGUUAGUGUUUUAUACAGUAGCAAUUGAAAGAGAGAUCUGUGCGUGAUUUUGCUUUUCUGGGUUGAUUUGCAAAUGGAGUACAGGAAAAUCAAGGAUGAGGAUAAAGAUGAAGGCUCUGCUGGGGAGGACAUAGAGAGCUUAAGAAACAAAUCCCUUUCAGUCCCUCUAAGUAAUGUGGCUACUUUGGGAGGGGGCUCAAGUGACAGAUCCAAGUGGAAGCGCAAGACAAUUGUUACACUCGCAUUGACUAUUCUCACAAGUUCACAAGCUAUACUUAUUGUUUGGUCCAAAAGAGCUGGCAAGUACGAGUACAGUGUCACUACUGCAAAUUUCUUGGUGGAGACUUUAAAAUGUGUCUUAUCACUUGCAGCCUUGGCAAGGAUCUGGAAAAAUGAAGGAGUUACUGAAGAUAACAGGUUGUCUACAACUUUGGAUGAAGUCAGUGUUUAUCCCAUUCCUGCUGCACUGUACCUUGUCAAGAAUUUGCUUCAGUAUUACAUCUUUGCCUAUGUGGAUGCUCCGGGUUAUCAAAUACUCAAGAACCUUAAUAUUAUAAGCACUGGUGUUUUAUAUCAAAUGAUACUCAAGAGAAAGUUAAGUGAGAUUCAGUGGGCAGCUUUCAUUCUAUUAUGUGCUGGAUGUACCACAGCACAAUUGAACCCUUCUUCUGAUCACGUUCUUCAAACACCUUAUCAGGGUUGGAUAAUGGCCAUUGUAAUGGCACUUUUAAGUGGUUUUGCUGGAGUGUACACUGAGGCUAUUAUUAAAAAACGUCCUUCAAGAAACAUAAAUGUGCAGAACUUCUGGCUGUAUGUCUUCGGGAUGGUCUUCAAUGCUGUUGCCAUUCUGAUUCAAGAUUUUGAUGCAGUCAUGAACAAGGGUUUCUUCCACGGGUAUUCAUUGAUUACAGUUCUCAUGAUUCUCAAUCAUGCACUCAGUGGCAUUGCUGUAUCCAUGGUAAUGAAAUAUGCAGACAACAUCGUAAAGGUCUAUGCUACUUCAGUGGCGAUGCUUCUCACAGCAGUUGUCUCUGUGUUUCUAUUUGGCUUUCAUCUAUCCCUUGCUUUCUUCCUUGGCUCAACCGUUGUCUCUGUCUCGGUGUAUCUACACUCCAUUAGCAAGUUAACAAGACAAAGAUAGUGACUUUUUAUGAUCUCUGCCAAAUCCAGUGUAAAGGCUUCUGCUAAAUUUUUUUUUCCCUUUAUUUUCCCACCUACACAGUUAUCUUGGGUGUACCUAUUUGAAAAAGAGAGAGAGAAGCAUUACAGUUUAUAUAAUUCUAUUACAACUAAUUCUCGAUCAACAAGCAUGAAAUACUAGAUUUCAGUCUCUAGUGUUUUUGUUCCGCUUUAAGGAUAGAUGAGCAAGAGAUGCCCAGUUUCAUUUGUAGAAACUUUUCAGUACUCUGAUUAUAUUUUAGUCACAUCA